Molecule: messenger RNA, 922 nt
Organism: Phaeodactylum tricornutum CCAP 1055/1
Lineage: Eukaryota; Bacillariophyta; Bacillariophyceae; Surirellales; Neidiaceae
Gene: Rpe
Product: plastidic ribulose-phosphate 3-epimerase
Exons: 2
Coding region: 58-840 (260 amino acids)
Biological process (GO): pentose-phosphate shunt, non-oxidative branch; pentose-phosphate shunt; carbohydrate metabolic process
Cellular component (GO): cytosol
Molecular function (GO): metal ion binding; D-ribulose-phosphate 3-epimerase activity
Source: RefSeq, a predicted model, not a curated record
CACACAUCCUACCUAUAGAUAUAUAGUCUCAUCAACGAACGAAAGCUACCGUCCAUCAUGAAGUUCACUAUUGUUUCCUUGGCCGCCGUUGUUGCUUCGGCUUCCGCCUUUGCUCCUGCCACCAAAUCUGUCCGCUCAGUGAGUGCCCUGAACGUUUGGGGCGACAAGGACUACCUUAUUGCCCCUUCCAUUCUGUCGGCUGACUUUGCCCGUUUGGGUGAAGAAGUCGACAAUGUUCUGGAAGCCGGGGCCGAUGUCGUACAUUUCGACGUCAUGGACAACCACUACGUCCCCAAUUUAACGAUUGGACCCAUGGUGUGCAAGGCAUUGCGCGACCACGGCGUCACCGCUCCCAUUGAUGUACACUUGAUGGUGUCUCCCGUCGACGCCGCCAUUCAAGACUUUAUCGAUGCCGGUGCUUCCUAUAUUACCUUCCACCCCGAAGCCACCAACCACGUCGAUCGUUCUCUGCAAUUGAUCAAGAACGGGGGCUGCAAAGCGGGCUUAGUCUUCAACCCCGCGACCAGUCUCGAUGCCGCCAAGUUCGUCAUGGACAAACUAGACAUUAUUUUGCUCAUGAGCGUCAACCCCGGAUUCGGCGGUCAGGCAUUUAUCCCCGCUGUCCUGGAUAAGGCCCGGGAAGCACGCCAACUGAUUGACGAUGCCGGUAUUGACUGCCGUUUGGAAAUUGAUGGUGGAGUCAAGACGGAAAAUAUCAAGGAAAUUAAGGAUGCCGGUGUCGACAUGUUCGUGGCUGGCAGUGCCAUUUUGAAGGAACCACGAACGCUCGAAGCCUACAAGGAGACGAUCGAUACCAUGCGCGCCGAGCUCGCCAAGUAAAGACCGACGGCUACCAGCUUUCCAUAAAAUGUAGAGGUAAAUGGCACGUGGCCGUGCGUUAGCAAUCACUAUUCUACUGCUG